CUACUUGCUUAACUGUCGAUUGACUAUCAACAUAACAUAAUGUCUCUUUUUUGUAAAUAAUUGUAAGCAUUCACUUUUCCCUGCACCUGCUGAUAAUUUAUAUAGCGCAAAAGCAGGUUGCUGGGAAUAUCUACUUCACAAACACUGGCUCGCUGUAAGAGCAGUAUUUUCGUGGGGCGCAAAUUGCGAGUUCGACCAUAAACUAUAUGAAUUCGAUCGAUUAAUCCAGGGUGCUCAAUACGUCGAUUGCGAUCUACCAGCCGAUCGCCAAGGUCGUGUGGGUAGAUCGCCGUGUCUCGUCUCGGACUCGCGUUUGGACUCGGUCUUGUCUCUCACUCAAGGUCUGACACACAACAAGUGCGAUCAUAUUUCAUUACGGCCGCUGCUGUGGCAAUAAACUUGUACCGGGGUGCAGGAGCGUGUGGGGCGUCUCAGUGCAGCCUGUGCGCUCAUUUGAAACCCGCGGAGACUCUACGACAAAUACACACGCUCCCUAUGCACGGCUUGUCUGCAACAGCGUGUACCCUCGUGUACCAGCGUGUAUCACAGGGCAGAUUAAACUUCCUAAACAUCCUACCUGUCCAUCUGCCUCACGUCAGCACGCCGCCCCUCGCCUUUUCACGCUCUCGCUCCUUCCUGCGUACAGUGAAAACAAGCCCCUUUCACAGUGCGCGCUGAUUAGAAGAGGAAGACGAAGCGUGAAGCAAAAACGAGUCUAAAUUUGUGUUACAGUGUUGGCACAAAGCAGGUCUACAGCAUAGAGCAGACCUACAGAACAGAGUUACUGCGACAUUUGGCUGAAGUUCGCCUAACAAAAGUGCACAAAUGCAUCUGUGUUUGUCACGAUGUGCGUUUGGUUUGGUAAACGUGCAGAGGCUGGUAAAUAUCACUGCAAAACCAGAAAAGAAUGCAACUCCAGUUUGGAACUUUAAAAAAACAGGAUUAAAAAUCUUUCUUCACUUUUUUCACAGUUUUGUGUAAAGUGCCAGAGGAAGUUCUCUUAAAGAAGGGGUUCUCAAACUGUGGGUGAGGGUCCAAAAAAGGGGCACAGAGUGUUUCAGUGCAGUUUGACUUGGUCAUUUUGUAUGUAGCCCGCAUGCUGAAAAAGUGUGAGCACCCCUGGAUUAAUCUCUAAGAGGUUAUUUUUUCUCCGAGAACUUGAUAAAUCUCGCGUGGAUAGUCCUUUGAGAUUGAACGGAAGCCGCAAUAGGUCAGUUCUACUCCGCGUGCGCGUGCUCCGGGCUCAUUUGAAGAAGCGCUGCGAAAAAUCGGAGGAGCGGCCCAGUUCCCAUCUACCGAUUUGAAGUCAUCAUUGAUGGAGUGGCAGCCAGAUGAGCAGGGACUUCAGCAGGUCCUCCAGCUGCUCAAAGACUCCCAAUCUCCCAACACCGUCACACAAAGAGCUGUCCAACAAAAACUCGAACAACUUAACCAGUUUCCUGACUUUAACAACUAUCUUAUCUUUGUACUUACACGUUUAAAAACUGAAGAUGAGCCAACCCGUUCUUUGAGCGGUCUUAUUCUAAAAAACAAUGUCAAAGCACAUUACCAGAAUUUCCCCCCAGCAGUUGCAGACUUCAUUAAGAAGGAAUGUCUCAACAGCAUUGGCGACCCUUCACCGCUCAUUCGUGCCACAAUCGGUAUACUUAUCACAACUAUUGCCUCAAAGGGGGAACUACAGACAUGGCCAGAGCUUCUACCACAGCUCUGCAACUUGCUUAACUCUGAAGAUUACAACACAUGUGAGGGCUCGUUUGGAGCACUGCAGAAGAUCUGUGAGGACUCGUCUGAGCUGCUGGACAGUGAUGCGCUUAACAGACCACUCAAUAUCAUGAUCCCAAAAUUUCUGCAAUUCUUCAAGCACUGCAGCCCAAAAAUCAGAUCCCAUGCCAUAGCCUGUGUGAACCAGUUCAUCAUUGGGAGAGCCCAAGCUUUGAUGGACAAUAUUGACACUUUUAUUGAAAGCCUGUUUGCGCUGGCAGCAGAUGAGGACUGUGAAGUUAGAAAAAACGUUUGUCGAGCCCUUGUCAUGCUACUGGAAGUUCGUGUUGAUCGUCUUAUCCCUCACAUGCACAGUAUAAUCCAGUACAUGCUGCAGCGUACUCAGGACCCUGAUGAGAAUGUGGCUUUGGAAGCCUGUGAGUUUUGGCUAACACUGGCAGAGCAACCCAUCUGCAAGGAAGCCCUCUCUGGGCAUUUGGUGCAAUUAAUACCCAUUUUGGUAAAUGGAAUGAAAUAUUCAGAAAUUGACAUCAUACUACUGAAGGGCGAUGUAGAGGAGGAUGAAGCGGUACCAGAUAGUGAACAGGACAUUAAACCCCGUUUCCAUAAGUCGCGCACUGUCACCCUUCAGCAUGAAGGUGGUGAAGCUGAGGAGGAUGAAGAUAUUGAUGAUGAUGAUGACGAUGAUGAUACAUUGUCUGACUGGAACUUGAGGAAGUGCUCUGCUGCAGCAUUAGAUGUGCUGGCAAAUGUGUUUCGCGAUGAGCUUCUCCCUCACCUCCUGCCACUCCUGAAAGGCUUGCUGUUCCACCCAGACUGGGUUGUUAAGGAGUCUGGUAUCCUGGUGCUGGGAGCUAUAGCUGAAGGCUGCAUGCAGGGCAUGGUGCCAUACCUGCCAGAGCUUAUCCCUCACCUCAUCCAGUGUCUUUGUGACAAGAAGGCCCUGGUGCGCUCCAUUGCUUGCUGGACUCUGAGUCGCUAUGCACAUUGGGUGGUGUCCCAGCCCCCUGACUCCUACCUCAAACCUCUUAUGACAGAACUCCUAAAACGAAUUCUGGAUGGCAACAAGAGGGUGCAGGAGGCUGCAUGCAGUGCAUUUGCUACAUUAGAAGAGGAGGCAUGUACAGAAUUGGUACCGUACCUGGGUUUCAUCCUGGACACUUUGGUCUUUGCCUUUGGAAAAUACCAACAUAAGAAUCUUCUUAUCCUGUAUGAUGCUAUUGGGACUUUGGCAGACUCUGUGGGACACCACCUCAACCAACCAGAGUACAUUCAGAAACUAAUGCCCCCACUCAUUGCCAAAUGGAAUGAGCUCAAGGAUGAAGACAAGGAUCUCUUCCCACUUCUAGAAUGCCUGUCUUCAGUCGCGACAGCCCUGCAGAGUGGUUUUCUCCCGUAUUGUGAACCAGUGUAUCAGCGCUGUGUUACACUUGUACAGAAGACACUAGCUCAGGCAAUGAUGUACAGCCAGCAUCCAGACCAGUAUGAAGCUCCAGACAAAGACUUCAUGAUUGUGGCCCUGGAUCUCCUAAGUGGUUUGGCUGAAGGUUUGGGGGGCCACGUGGAGCAGCUGGUGGCCCGCUCCAACAUCAUGACCCUACUUUUUCAAUGCAUGCAGGAUACUAUGCCUGAGGUAAGGCAGAGUUCUUUUGCUCUUCUGGGUGACUUGACAAAGGCCUGCUUCCCGCAUGUUAAGCCAUGCAUUGCUGAGUUUAUGCCCAUAUUGGGACUUAACCUAAACCCAGAGUUUAUUUCGGUGUGCAACAAUGCCACUUGGGCAAUUGGGGAGAUCUCUAUACAGAUGGGUACAGAGAUGCAGCCUUAUGUAGGUAUGGUUCUGCCACAUCUGGUGGAAAUUAUUAAUAGACCCAACACACCCAAGACCCUCCUGGAAAACACGGCCAUUACAAUUGGUAGACUGGGUUAUGUUUGUCCUCAGGAAGUAGCUCCACAGUUGCCCCAGUUCAUUAGACCAUGGUGUUCUUCAUUGAGAAAUAUUAGAGACAAUGAGGAGAAAGACUCUGCCUUUAGAGGGAUUUGUGUCAUGAUUGGUGUCAACCCAGGCGGCGUUGUGCAGGAUUUCAUCUUCUUUUGUGAUGCUGUAGCAUCGUGGGUAAGCCCUAAGGAUGACUUGAGAGACAUGUUUUAUAAGAUUCUGCACGGCUUUAAGGAUCAAGUUGGGGAAGAAAACUGGCAGCAGUUUUCUGAACAGUUCCCUCCUUUACUAAAGGAGCGUCUUUCGGCCUGUUAUGGCGUCUAACCUGUUUUCCCGAGUCCAUACAGGACACUGACCUGCUAGGUUAUCGUGGGGGAGGGUUACAGCGAACUCAUUGCACUAGCCAUGUCAUCGGGAGAAACAUGAGCUGAAGGGAUGGGGCUGGCCUUGACUGUCCACUCAGCGGAUGUCCUACUUCUUCCCACCCCUGUGCACCCUGUGUUUAUCUGUGAGGGAGGGGGGGGAAGGGUAGAGGGUGUGGGAGGGUACACUCGGGUUAUACAGUACAUAUACCUCUCAGAUUCAAUGCCUCGCUAAAUACAUUACGUUCAAAAGUGACUUUAGCAAACCACACCAUAAGGGUUUUUAAAUCAUGAGGGAAAAGUCUGGUUUCAAAUGUUCCCUUGGCUAAAUAGGUGUUUAUGCUACAUGACCUGCUGGAGGGGUAUGGAAGGGUACAUAAAUAUAUUCUGAACCAGCAAUAGGAUGUCAGUCCCAAAUAUUGCCUGUUGUCAGUAGAUUGACACAGGUGUUACCCGGGGCAUAAAAAUGUGCUUUUACAUUUAAUAUUGCAGGAAAUGUCAUUCUUGACAAUGUAACAGCCAAACCAUAUGUUGUGCUUAUGAAUCUACAUGUUAAUUUCGCCAACUUUAGUUUGCACCCUUUUCUUGUUGGAAGAAAUUUCAAUCCAUUGCAGUACAACUCUUCUGCAUGGUUUUGAUCACCUCCAAAUUAAUGCAUGUUUGAGUGAAUGUCUCCUCAGUUAUGACGAGUUGGUAUAUUAGAUUUUUUGUCAUUAUGAGGGAUGCCAUAGUUUAAAGAUGGUUUUGUUGCGGUCCCUUUCAGUAUUUAGGGAGUACAAUAUAGUUUUAAAGAGGCUGAUCAAGAAGACUAUAGAUAUAAUUUAAGAGACUUUUCAUUUGAUCAUUGACUAUACUGUAGGCAAGUGGAGAAUCCUAAUGCUGCUACUGCUUCAUUUAGUAUUUACAAAAUGUUAUGACAGCGAUUAGACAUCACAAAGAAUGAAUUGGUUCAUCCUGAUAAAUGCACUUUUUCUUAAGAAAUUUAGAAUUAAAACUGCAAAGACAGUUGUACUCAUUUUUGAGAUAGUUUUUGAUAAGUGAUUUUAGGAUUGUUAAUGGCUUGCUAAACUAAGCCUUAUAUUAAGCAAUGGUUAAUGACUAGAGAUAUGACAUGAGCCCUCAUAGUUUUCUAAUGUAGCUUACACAAUGACUUACAUAGCAUUUAUAAAGAAAGGACACAUCAAUAUUUCAAACUUGCAUCAGUCAGUGCAUAUCUGGCUUGUUAUAUCGGCAAAAUGAUUUUGUUCACCUACGAGGGCUUCUUUUUGUCACGAAUGUUGCAUGCUAUAUUUCUUUAAUUUUAUUGGUCCUUGUAGAGGACCAUGCCUAAGAGCUUUGUUAAUGGCAAUGUAAUGCACUGCUGGAGAAGAUGCUACUCCACCUCCUGAUAUUAUUAUAGUGUUUGCAAUGCCAUAUACUCAUCCGUUAAAACUGUGUAGGAUAAUGCCACAAAUGUGAACAGUCUGUCCCUUCUGGACAAAAGAUGACUAAACUAAAAGCAGUGGUCUUUAUCCAGCUUUACCUGACAUUGUCCAUAGUGGAUGACUGUAAUUGAAGUACUAUGGCUUUUUGCCUUUGGUGUUUUAUUACAAAUAUACGGUGUGUACCUAGAUGUACUUUAGUACCAGUCCUACUGUGAGGUUGUUUAGGUUUCUGGAGUGUCACCGUUUCCCUCCGUCGAGGAUCACAUCUAAAGACUGUAGAUCGCCCUAUAGACCUUUUUAUAAGCUGAGCCUCGACACCCCCUCUGCCUUUUCGAAGUUGUGCAUUAAUCAUUUUAGCAAUUGAAAUUUUUACCUGUCUGUGAAGUUGAUGCUUCAGUGGCUCGGUCUCCUGUGUCGUCUUUGUAUGUGCUCCAAGGCAAAGCUCAGACCAGAGGUAGCUUAUCACUGAUAACAAGACUAUAAAAUUCAGCUUUUUACAUGUUUUUUUUUUAUUUAUUUUUUUUUUAUUUUUUUGUGCUAUAGAGCACAAAUUAUUUUGGACUUUAAAAGUUUUUUCAUUUUCUUUUUAUUUAAAGAUUUUUUUUUUAAUAGCGGACCAUUUGAAUCUGCCAGAUUUGAUGUAGUUACACUAAAGCAAGUCUGUGCUUGGCGCAUACCUUGAAGAUGACACAUUUGCUUAACCAAUCCAUUUGUUUAUCAAGGCUAGCAUGUACUGUUUCUUAGCUUGACUGUGCUGCAGGUGGGAUGUUGUCUGAUGUAUCCCUUUUUAUUUAAUUCUUGUGCAUAGGAGCGAAUAAAGUGUUUUAUAAAUCUUGA
Messenger RNA from Boleophthalmus pectinirostris (great blue-spotted mudskipper), 6281 nucleotides. Its product is annotated as transportin-2-like. Gene Ontology annotation, molecular function: nuclear import signal receptor activity; small GTPase binding. Gene Ontology annotation, biological process: protein import into nucleus. Gene Ontology annotation, cellular component: cytoplasm; nucleus. The transcript has 25 exons. NCBI's taxonomy places the organism in Eukaryota, Metazoa, Chordata, Actinopteri, Gobiiformes, Gobiidae. Bases 1316 to 3982 code for a protein of 888 amino acids. The record is from RefSeq and is a predicted model, not a curated record.